AGCGCCAUGGAGGCCUGUGCGGGCGGCGGGAGCGGCGGCGGCGCGGCGGGACGGCGCUGGUACUUCACCCGCGAGCAGCUGGACCGCAGCCCUUCGCGCCGCGCCGGGCUCGACCCCGACAAGGAGCUCUCGUACCGGCAGCAGGCGGCCAACCUGCUGCAGGACAUGGGGCAGCGCCUCAAUGUCUCCCAGCUCACCAUCAACACGGCCAUCGUGUACAUGCACCGCUUCUACAUGGUGCAGUCCUUCACCCAGUUCCACAGGAAUUCGGUGGUACCAGCAGCGCUGUUCCUGGCAGCCAAGGUGGAGGAGCAGCCUCGCAAGCUGGAGCACGUUAUCAAGGUGGCCCACGCCUGCCUUCACCACCAGGAAACCCUCCUGGACACCAAGAGCGAGGCUUACCUGCAACAAGCCCAAGACCUGGUCAUUCUAGAGAGCAUAAUACUGCAGACCCUGGGUUUCGAGAUCACCAUCGACCACCCCCAUACCCACGUGGUGAAGUGCACCCAGCUCGUGCGAGCCAGCAAGGACUUGGCACAAACUUCCUAUUUCAUGGCUACCAACAGCCUGCACCUGACCACCUUCAGCCUGCAGUACACCCCUCCCGUUGUGGCCUGCGUCUGUAUCCACCUGGCUUGUAAAUGGUCCAACUGGGAGAUCCCAGUCUCCACGGACGGGAAGCACUGGUGGGAAUACGUUGAUGGCACUGUAACUCUGGAGCUCUUAGAUGAACUGACCCACGAGUUCCUGCAGAUCCUGGAGAAGACUCCCAACCGGCUGAAGCGCAUCCGGAACUGGCGGGCCUCGCAGGCAGCAGCCAAGAAGUCAAAGCCUGACGAGCACGGGGAGGACGAGAGCCUGUCGGAGCAGACCAUCCUCAACAUGAUCUCCAGGAACAACAGCUCGGACAUGAACAUUGCUGGCCUGAUGAGCAUGUCCACGUCCUCCACCGCCGCCGCGGGGCCGUCCCUGCCGGCAGCCCCCGACUCGCCCGGCGACCCCGGCGCCUCUGACCUGUCCCAGCCCGAGCACUGGCACCCUCCCCCGAAGCUGGAGAUCGGCCAGAGCCACAGGACUAACGACAGCUCCUCCGAGCAGCCUCCGCAGCAAGAUGGCGCUGGUUACCAGAAGCAGAGCGGCAAGAACGCGCCGUCGGCCAAGGUGUCGCUGAAGGAGUACAGGGCCAAGCACGCCGAGGAGCUGGCGGCGCAGAAGCGGCAGCUGGAGAACAUGGAGGCCAACGUCAGGUCCCAGUACGCCUACGCGGCGCAGAACCUGCUGGUGCAGCAGCAGCGCGAGCGGGAGGCGCAGCAGCAGGACGCCAACCCCUCGCCCAUCAUCCUCAAGAUCCCCGUCGGCGGCUCCGACAACCCCGAGCGCCCGCCUGGCCCCGACAAGAGCGACAAGGGCUCGGCGCUGAAGCUGCGGCUGCCGGGGGGCGGCGGGGACAGACCCCUCCCCUCCAAGCAGGACGAGAUCAAGAUGCGCAUCAAGGUGCCGGCGGCGGCCGGCGGGGACAGGCACGGCCCCUCGGAUGAGGGCGGCGGCAAGAGCCGCGAGCACAAGGAGAAGCAGCACAAGGGCCACUCGUCCAACCACCACCACCACCACCACAACCACCACUCGCACAAACACUUGCACGUCCCGCCGGGCGCCGGGCCCGGCAGCGCCGCCGCCAAGCGCCCGGCGCCGGACUCCAAGCACGGCGGCCAGCCCGGCGCGCUCCCACACAAGGGCUACGGGCCCCCGGCCCCGGCCCGCAAGAGGCCGCUGCCGGAGGAGCCGCCGGCGCACGAGCACCAGCCCAAAGCCGCCAAAGUGUCCAAAGGCCCCGGCGUGCCGUUCCCGUACCCGCACCUGCCCGGGCACGGCUCGGACGCGGGCGGCCUCCCCUUAGCCCAGCCCGGCAAAGCGCGGGGCGGCACCCACGGCAAAUCGGACAAAGGCCCCGCGGGGGCCAACGGGCACAGCGCCGGCCAGGCCAGUGACUACCAGGACACCGUCAACAUGCUGCACUCGCUGCUGAGCGCCCAGGGCAUGCAGCCCGCCCAGCCCCCCGCCUUUGACUUCCACGCCUACGGCGAGCUCUUGAACCCGCGCGCCUCCACCAGCUCCCGAGCUGCCGCCAACACGGACAAGCCCCGACCGCCCCCGCUGCCCUCAGAACCUCCCCCUCCCCUGCCCCCCCUCCCCAAGUAAAGCCGCCCCCUCCCUUUUUACUACUGAGUUUGUAGAGCCCGAGCCCGAGCCAGGGCUGUGCCCCUUCGGGGGGUGUGAAAGGGCUUUGUUCGGUCUCCACUGCCUCACAAAGAACUUAUUUUAUUAUAUGAUAACUUUUAUUAUUGAUAUUUAGAGUUGUUGAAGCUGUGAAAGGAUAAGAAACCCUUUCUCUGUUCCCUCCUCCCUCCCCCGUCCCGUCCCAGGCAGCGGGGGGGCUCUGGCCCUGCUGGAACCGAAGCCCCCUCUGCGGGAGGUGCGUUGUGGGGGGGGUCCCAGGGGGGAUAUUUAAAGUAUGUCACAGAAAAUUUAAGACAUUUUACAAAUAAUUUAAGCAGUAACUUAUA
Molecule: messenger RNA, 2564 nt
Organism: Colius striatus (speckled mousebird)
Lineage: Eukaryota; Metazoa; Chordata; Aves; Coliiformes; Coliidae
Gene: CCNT1
Product: cyclin T1
Exons: 9
Coding region: 7-2199 (730 amino acids)
Biological process (GO): regulation of transcription by RNA polymerase II; positive regulation of DNA-templated transcription, elongation
Cellular component (GO): cyclin/CDK positive transcription elongation factor complex; nucleus
Molecular function (GO): cyclin-dependent protein serine/threonine kinase activator activity
Source: RefSeq, a predicted model, not a curated record